Molecule: messenger RNA, 4012 nt
Organism: Macaca mulatta (Rhesus monkey)
Lineage: Eukaryota; Metazoa; Chordata; Mammalia; Primates; Cercopithecidae
Gene: SNX27
Product: sorting nexin 27
Biological process (GO): intracellular protein transport; signal transduction; endocytic recycling
Cellular component (GO): early endosome
Molecular function (GO): protein binding; phosphatidylinositol-3-phosphate binding
Source: RefSeq, a predicted model, not a curated record
CGCUUUUCCCCCGCCCCCUGCCUCCUCUUCACCCACCACCAGCAGCUCGUUGGCCGAGUCGGUCCCGCGGCCGGCGGAUCGGGCGCGCGCGUCGGGGGUCGUGCGGCUGCCGGGCAGGGCGAGCACGCGCCGCGAGGCCUUGGAGGCGUAGGGGGCGGGGGUACGGUUCGCCUGCUCGCAAGAUGGCGGACGAGGACGGGGAAGGGAUUCACCCCUCAGCCCCUCACAGGAACGGAGGUGGCGGCGGCGGCGGGGGGUCUGGGCUCCACUGCGCCGGGAACGGCGGCGGGGGAGGCGGCGGCCCGCGGGUCGUGCGCAUCGUCAAGUCCGAGUCCGGCUACGGCUUCAACGUGCGGGGCCAAGUGAGCGAGGGCGGGCAACUGCGGAGCAUCAACGGGGAGCUGUACGCGCCGCUGCAGCAUGUGAGCGCCGUGCUGCCCGGGGGGGCGGCCGAUCGGGCCGGGGUGCGCAAGGGGGACCGCAUCCUGGAGGUGAACCACGUGAAUGUUGAGGGGGCGACACACAAGCAGGUGGUGGACCUGAUUCGAGCAGGCGAGAAGGAAUUGAUCUUGACAGUGUUAUCUGUACCUCCUCAUGAGGCAGAUAACCUAGAUCCCAGUGACGACUCGUUGGGACAAUCAUUUUAUGAUUACACAGAAAAGCAAGCAGUGCCCAUAUCGGUCCCCAGAUACAAACAUGUGGAGCAGAAUGGUGAGAAGUUUGUGGUAUAUAAUGUUUACAUGGCAGGGAGGCAGCUGUGUUCUAAGCGGUACCGGGAGUUUGCUAUCCUACACCAGAACCUGAAGAGAGAGUUUGCCAACUUUACAUUUCCCCGACUCCCGGGGAAGUGGCCAUUUUCAUUAUCAGAACAACAACUAGAUGCCCGACGUCGGGGACUGGAAGAAUAUCUAGAAAAAGUGUGUUCAAUACGAGUAAUUGGUGAGAGUGACAUCAUGCAGGAAUUCCUAUCAGAAUCCGAUGAGAACUACAAUGGUGUGUCUGACGUAGAGCUGAGAGUAGCAUUACCAGAUGGAACAACGGUUACAGUCAGGGUUAAAAAGAACAGUACUACAGACCAAGUAUAUCAGGCUAUUGCAGCAAAGGUUGGCAUGGACAGUACGACAGUGAAUUACUUUGCCUUAUUUGAAGUGAUCAAUCACUCCUUUGUACGUAAAUUGGCACCGAAUGAGUUUCCUCACAAACUCUACAUUCAGAAUUAUACAUCAGCUGUGCCAGGCACCUGCUUGACCAUUCGAAAGUGGCUUUUUACAACAGAAGAAGAAAUCCUCUUAAAUGACAAUGACCUUGCUGUUACCUACUUCUUUCAUCAGGCAGUCGAUGAUGUGAAGAAAGGUUACAUCAAAGCAGAAGAAAAGUCCUACCAAUUACAGAAGCUAUACGAACAAAGAAAAAUGGUCAUGUACCUCAACAUGCUAAGGACUUGUGAGGGCUACAAUGAAAUCAUCUUUCCCCACUGUGCCUGUGACUCCAGGAGGAAGGGGCACGUUAUCACAGCCAUCAGCAUCACGCACUUUAAACUGCAUGCCUGCACUGAAGAAGGACAGCUGGAGAACCAGGUAAUUGCAUUUGAAUGGGAUGAGAUGCAGCGAUGGGACACAGAUGAAGAAGGGAUGGCCUUCUGUUUCGAAUAUGCACGAGGAGAGAAGAAGCCCCGAUGGGUUAAAAUCUUCACACCAUAUUUCAAUUACAUGCAUGAGUGCUUCGAGAGGGUAUUCUGCGAGCUCAAGUGGAGAAAAGAGGAAUAUUAGUUAGAGACUGAUUAUCUCAUGUGAGCCAGGACAUUCUUCCAGCAAGGUUGGCCUCUGGAUGGUGAACGGGCUGUGAAAAAAGCCCUGCUUCUUCCCUUGUCUAGAGGGUGGACAUUGGCUACAGGCUCUUCCAUCUCUCAUGACUUCAUGGACCCUCCUCUGCCAGUUUUUUAAAUCAGAUCACCCUCCAUGUUGUUCCUGACCCGCAGGGGAAGCUGUCCUCAGUUGUAGCCGUCUGACUGGAUGAGUCCUGGCAGUCUUUCUAGGCGAACCAAGAAUGUGUGUGUGAGGGAAGGUGUUUCCUGUUGCUUUACUGCUGUCUGUAUGUGCCAGUGCUGGAACAGAAUUUGGAAGAUUCUGAAUAAUUAGCUACUUAUUCUCAAAAUCUUUGAAAGAAUCAGGAGGUCAAGUCAAUAACAUGAAAAUUUAUAUUCUUAGUGCAGUAGAAAGAACAUUGGGCUCUGGGAAUUUUAUCUUGGUUUUCUCCUGGCUUUUUUUUCCUCUGUGUAAUUUUGGGUAAAUCAGUUUCCCUAGCUCUCAGUUUUCUCUUCUGUGAAACAGGAAGACUGAACCACGUAAUUAAUAUCCAAGGUCCCUUCCGGCUCUAAAAGGCUAUGAUUCUAGAUGAGAAGUUAUAUCAGGAGAGAUACGGCCAAUCAGAUUGAGUCAUCCAGGCAUACCUUUUUAGCUUCUGUUUGAGGAGUUGUCUCCAGAGAAGAGGAGAUGUGGCUUCCCAAUAACUCUUUUUUUUUUUUUUUCCUUUCAGAACAUUUUCCAGAUGGCGAGGUCACAGCAGAGAGAUGUGGCCACCUAGCCUUUCCUUAUCCCCUUCCCUUCCUUUCACCCCCAUCCUCUUGCUCCUUUCAUGUCCCAUUUCAGACAGAGUAACCAUUAACACAAAAGAAGAGAAAGAGUUAAAGUCAUUAUAUUCAAAAGCCCUAAACUAAAUAUUAUUAAUAACGCCCUCUGAAUUUCAUGUCUCUGGAAUUGAGGUGGUAGUAAACAGCAGAUUGGUCAGCACCAGAAGUCAACUGAGUUAAGACAGGAAAAGAAAAUAAGCCCAACCAACUUGCCAAAGGUAUCUUUGUCCUUUCACCUGGGCCUCAUACCAACAGCCUCUCCUUGUACUAUAUUUUUAAAACUGGAACUAUGAACUUCAUCCAUUUGCACUGUUCAGACAUAUAUAUGUAUGUAUGUAAAAAUUAUAUAUACACAAAUUAGCUGCACGUAUAUACAUAUAUAUAUUUCUUUUUAAAUUUCAUAUUGAUGGCAGUACCUUUUUUAGCUUGUGUUUUUACACACCUUUCACUAGAAUCCAUGACCUCUCUUGUGCUCUCUUUAUUUUGAAACAAACUUUAAAAAGGAAAAAAAAAAAGCAUUUUACAGGGAAAAAUACCUCUCCUCAUGAAAGACUUGAAAAGUUUACAACCUGCUUGGAUUUUUGCCCCUUUUUUGUAUCGAGUAUAGAUUCCGGCUCAUGGGUUGCCAUAGAGUCUGAGGAACAGGGAGUAUAGUUUCUUUAUCUUCCAAGAGGGUGUUGGGGAGGAGAAAGAGGUGUGUUUUUCAAGGUUAACAGGCUGUAGUUCUGCAGGGAGAGCCUAAAGUCCUGGUAUGGUCUCUUGAUUCCAUGACAGUUUUUCUGAUCCAUCUGUUUCUCUCACUCCUGGCUUUCUAGCCACAUUCUGCACCUCCUUCCUGCUUUCCUAGAACCUCAGUAUGCUUUCCCUCAACUGGCCCUGAGUGGAGUUGUGCGUGGGCUCAGGAGGUUGAUGCCAUGGGAACCUGAACCUGAAACACUUCAUGGUAGUAAUUUCCUGUUUUCCUUGCCCCCCCCCCUUUUUUUUUUCUGAGACAGGGUCUUAAACUCUGUCACCCAGACUGGAGUGUAGUGGCAUGAUCAUAGCUCACUGUUACCUUGAAUUCCUGGGCUCAGGUGAUCCUUCCGCCUCACCCUCCUGAGUAGCUGGGACUACAGGUGUGCACCACCACACCUGGCUAAUUCUUCUUAAAAUAUUUUUGUAGAGACAGGGUCUCACUGUGUUGCCCAUGCUGGUCUCAAACUCUUGGCCUCAGGUGAUCCUCCUGUCUGAGCUUCCCAGAGUGCUGGGAUUACAGGCAUGAGCUGCUGUGACCUCCCCUGCAUUUUUUUGCAGCAGGGAUAGUACUUGGGACCAGAGUUAAACUGAUACCUUAGGCACACAGGUUGGACUUACAUAGAGGAAGGAAAGCAAGCAAUGCCCUGU